Messenger RNA from Fonsecaea monophora, 642 nucleotides. RefSeq lists its product as hypothetical. NCBI's taxonomy places the organism in Eukaryota, Fungi, Ascomycota, Eurotiomycetes, Chaetothyriales, Herpotrichiellaceae. The transcript is spliced from 3 exons. The record is from RefSeq and is a predicted model, not a curated record. The coding region runs from base 1 to 642 and encodes 213 amino acids.
AUGCCAAACGGCACGGCGGGCUCUCUGCACGACUCGAGACCCGUGUCGGCAAAGACCAGCUCGAGCUUCGACUUUGCGAAUCGCCCCCCGACCAACUACCAGAUGACGGCCCUGCCGCACAGCGCCAUCGGCAAUCUCUCGCGCACCGACCAGAUCGUGUUGCGACACUUUUGGGACAUCAAGUACGACGAGAACAAGUCUCGAGACCUCCAUUUCGAUUUGAUUCCCUACUGUGAGAUUUACCACUUGGUCAAGACUUCACCGGGGGCGAAGAUCAUCAGUCUUGGCAGCGCCAACGGCGUCUACAUUGGGUUCGAGCUCUUCUCAGGCUCCCAACUCCACAUCGACAUGGACGACAGCUGGCAGAACAUUUCGCACCACCGCGUCUCCUUCAAAAAGUACGACAAGAUGCUCAAGGACCCCGCGUCAGACGCGACCUUCAAGUCCUGGCCAAAGCCCCUGACCAUUGAAUUCCUCGAGGAGCAGUAUCAGCGCUGGGUGCUCGACCUGACCAGUCUCUGCUGGGAAACCGCCGAGGUUAGAGAGCUCGGCGGUGGCGGCGGCAGUGGUGGUGCCGGUGCGGGCGCGGGUGAUGGCCUAGAGGGGAGCAUCGACGGUGACUUGAAAGACGACAUGUUAUAG